Molecule: messenger RNA, 684 nt
Organism: Sclerotinia borealis F-4128
Lineage: Eukaryota; Fungi; Ascomycota; Leotiomycetes; Helotiales; Sclerotiniaceae
Source: the annotation of a GenBank genome assembly
AUGCGGGAUUUACGACCUCUAUUCUUCUUUGAUAUUGACAAUUGUCUAUAUUCUAAGAGCAACAACGUCCAUGACCAUAUGACCGGCUUGAUCGAUACUUAUUUCAUGAAACAUCUAGAGCUCAGUCAAGAAGAUGCCUUCAAUCUCCAUCAAGAGUACUACCAAACAUACGGUCUCGCCAUCGAAGGUUUAGUACGCCAUCACAAGAUUGAUGCUCUGGAAUACAAUCGUCAAGUAGAUGAUGCCGUACCCUUAGAAGAAAUUCUCUCGCCAGAUCCUAAGCUGCGUAAGCUUCUCGAGGACAUCGAUCGGUCCAAGGUCAAGCUCUGGCUCUUCACCAAUGCCUAUGUUACUCAUGGAAGACGUGUUGUCCGCUUACUGGGUGUGGAGGACAUGUUUGAGGGUAUGACAUACUGUGAUUAUGCCCAGGAGAAGAUGAUUUGCAAACCUUACAAAGAGUCAUUUGAGAAGGCCAUGAGCGAAGCUGGAGUUAAGGAUUACAAAGAUUGUUAUUUUGUUGAUGACUCGCUCAUAAACUGCAAGGCAGCUCAUAAACUUGGUUGGACAGCGACUCAUUUGGUUGAGAAUGGUGUUGAAUCGCCUGCUAAGCCAGUAGCCAAUUCCCAGAUCAGCACUUUGGAGGAGCUCAGGAACGUUUACCCACAAUUCUUUACUACUACGUGA